Messenger RNA from Magallana angulata, 6326 nucleotides. RefSeq lists its product as uncharacterized. Gene Ontology annotation, molecular function: DNA binding; 3'-flap endonuclease activity; crossover junction DNA endonuclease activity. Gene Ontology annotation, biological process: DNA catabolic process; double-strand break repair via break-induced replication; mitotic intra-S DNA damage checkpoint signaling. Gene Ontology annotation, cellular component: nucleus; Holliday junction resolvase complex. The coding region runs from base 27 to 5702 and encodes 1891 amino acids. The transcript is spliced from 28 exons. Lineage: Eukaryota; Metazoa; Mollusca; Bivalvia; Ostreida; Ostreidae. The record is from RefSeq and is a predicted model, not a curated record.
UCCGGGGAUGCGAGAGAUGGACGAAGAUGAACAGAAGAAAGCGCAGCGUAACAAUUUAUGUUCGCAACAAACAGCGAUAUAAUCCCGCUUCGAAGCUAUAUAAUUUUAUCAAUGUCCGUGUCGAAAACUUUGCAGGAACCAAGAUCGGUGAUAUCAAAGAGGAGGCCAGACGACAGUCGGGAAAUAAUGUGAAAAUUGAUGACUUAUACUUGAAUAACGAGAGACUGGCGGAUGAUAGGUCAGUUGCACAUUACAAUUUGGAAGAUGGAACAAUUCUUGAGACUACAUCAAAUCCAUUCUGGGCUGUUUGUCUCUUCAUCAAACACUGUGAGGCAGAGGAGGAAAAGAGGAAAAACCCUGAUAACCCGGAUAUUCAAAACUGGACAAACAAGUCAUUGGCACGGAAAAGGACACUUCUCUCUGUUCUGUUUAACAGCAAAAAUGAAUUCAAGAGCCAGCCACCCCAUUUUCCAACCUUAGAUGAUUUUGUGGCAUAUAUUAACAAUCUAAAAAAGAAAGGAGCUGCAAUGAACCCCUAUUAUACUCAGCGCCAUUUGGGAGAGAUGUUCACAGAUUACCAAGAGCUGGAUGUUGGCCGCAGUAGUGACCCUCUAGGGGCCUUCAUUAACAGAUAUGCAGUGAAACUUGGAUUCAGAAACUUAGAUGAUAAUGAUAAUGAAGAAGACCAGCCAAGAGAGAUGGGGAGAAGACGGAAAGGAAAGAGUGUUGAUAGAGCUGAGGACAGAGCAAAACAAACCAGGAAUACUGGUGUAGCCAACAGGGGAAAAGUUACAUGUGAUGACUGUGAGAGUACACUGGCAGAACUGUAUUGUGGGGAUUGUCAGAAUGCCCAGGGGGGACAAGGACUCAAUCUGUGUAUGCCAUGCUCUCAGCUGAUCCAUGCUGGGGCUGCGAGGAGAAGGCAUAAUGUGCAAGAUGUAACCAGUGCUCCAAAAGUGUCCAAACCUUAUGUUCCUCAUGCAUUCAAAGCUCCAUUCUCAAUUUUGCUUGGGUUAUACAGUGGCCUGACAGAGAGGAGACCAGUCUUAAGUAUGACUGAGGACCAGAUCAAACUCCGUGCCCAGCCUCUGACUGACACAGACCUGCAAGAUAAACAGACAGGCCAGUAUUGUGGUGGCUUUGACUGUAUGGAGAAGAUUCUGAUGGCCAAAGGCCUCGUACAGAGAGAAGAUUCCAGAAACCCUACGUACGCUUUGACAGAGCAGGGGGAGGAGCUGGCCGGCCAGUUGUACGAGUUCCAGCAGAGUGUGCAGAGGUUUCUGAAGCUGAACAAUGUGCCUCACAUUCCACAGUCUAUUAACACUGUUUGUGGGACAAGGAAAGUGUGCCUCAUCAUUGAUGAACAGGAGAGAGACAAGGACAGAUUUCACCAGAUAGCUACAGAGAGAGGGGUCGAUGUUCAGUUUCGUCAGUUGGGGGCUGGGGACUAUCUAUGGAUCCUGACCCCACCAAUGGCUAGCCCCACCCUCAGGUACACCCUGCAACAGCCUACCCAAGAGAAGGUGUUACCCUUUCUUGUUGAGAGAAAGAGUUGGGAAGAUUUUAAGGACAGUGUCAGGACAAAAAGAUUUCAGAAGCAAGUUAACCAUAUGCAGCACAGUGGGAUUGAUCAGUGCUUUUACCUUAUGGAGGGUUCUAUCAACACUGGGAGGUACAAACCAUCAGCUGAACAGCAGAAGAACCUUAAGGAUUUAUUGGAGAAAAUCUUCUUGGACAAUGGAUUCUAUGUUAAUUAUACAGCCUCUUGGUAUAAGUCGGCAAUAUGGCUGUUAUGGGCAACUGCUUUAGCUUCUGAGGCACAAAGGGAAGGUCAGCUGAGUGGACAGGGAAUGACCUAUGCUGAGUUCAUGAAGCGGACCAGUGGACAGAGCAGGUGCCCCACACUGACAAGGACAGACUUCAGACAGACAGACUGGAAGACCUGGGAGGCAGAGCAGUUCAUUGACGGAAUCUUCAGGGACAGUAUCAAUGAAAUUUCACUGAUCGACUCAUUCAAGAAAGAUCUGGGAGCUGCAGAGAGACAUGUUCUCAACAUUCAUGAUCUGGAGGCAUACAAUAAGGGCAGACAAACAAUGCUAAACAGAUGCAUUAAUGAAGCCUGUGGAAAUCCUAACAGAAUAUCUGGUAUUGUAAAUGCAACCCUCAAUGCACAGUUACAUAACAUGCUGCAUUACGAUGUCAUGUCAUGGUGGCAGCUCAAGAUUCAGUUUAUGUUGGGAGUGUACAUUGUAAGAACUGAGAAGGCAGAGGACAGACAAAGAAUCCAGGGUGAGGUAGACUGGAGGUCUGGGGGUCAGGCAGAAAACAGGAGGAGGCAGGGACAGAACCCUCCUAACCCAAGGACCAGGGGAUUGGAAAACAUCGAGAAAACCAAAGGAUAUAUACUAGGGGGUGCUGCAGCUCCUGAACAUACUACAAGGAAUCCCUCUACAUCAGAACGCAGGAGUGAUCCAGUUAAAUCCGACCUUGUGUUCGCUUCAGAUUCCCAGACUGAAAACUUUAUGAUACAGCAGGCUCUUGCUUUGAGUAGUCGAGAGGUGGCUGAACAAGAAAACAGAGCAUUACUUUCCCCAGAGAAAUCACCACCAACUACACCACAGUCAACAAGCAGCAGAUCACCACCCUCAGGUUCUAAACGAGGGGUCAGAGGGAGACACAUGUCAGGAAAAAAGUCCUCAACAGCAACAAAAUCCAAAGAGGAGGAAGAGCUGGAGCUUGCCAUAAAGCUAAGUCUUCAGGAUCCAUCAAAAAGCAAGGAGCCUGAGGAUGUGCCGGUGUUUAAUGGAGAAGCGGAUAAUUCUGUAGAUGUUAGUGCUUCUGAUUCUGUAGGCACAGAGAACACUUUGAUUCCCCUUGAGCCAAACUUAAAUAUGGACAGUCAGGAGGAAUUUCAGUAUGUUUUGGAGUUGAGCAAGAAAACAGCCACAGUAAAAGAAAAUAAUCCUAAUAAAAAUACUGAUUGUGAUCAUUUUAAACAAUUGAAAAUGAAAAAGCCACCUUUAUCAAGUUUGGAUAAAGAGGCAUCUGAAAUUCCCAAGAGCAAAGACAGAGAAACCAAUGUAAAUAUAAGUGAAAGCAAACAGACUCUAGGAAACAGUGAUGAUGAAGAUCUAAAGCGUGCCCUUGAAUUAAGUCUACAAGAAGAUCAGCAUUUGAUAAAGAGAAAGUCAUCUGCUAAACAGUCAAAUGAAAGUGUGAAUAAUCCGUCCAUUAAAAAAUCUCUAGGAAGUCCUGUCUCAAGAGACAUUGAUGAAAGUGACAAAGAACUGGAAUUAGCUUUACAACUAAGCUUACAAUCAUAUGAUAACAGUGCCAUACCGAGUGAGAAAGUUGUAGGUGUACUAACUAGGGCAGAGGAUGUGAUUGAGAUAAAGGACUCGCAAGAUCUUCUUGAUGAUCAUUUGGAAUCAAAAAGAUCUACUAAUGAAAUAAAUCUUCAAAAAGAUGGAAAGAAUUUGGGGAACAAACCAUCAGACUGUAUCGUUUUAAAUGAUUCACAAGAAGAGGAUAUGGGUCAAGCUGUCAUACAAAGUGAUCCUGGUGAAUUGAAGGAAACUGAGUUUGAAACUGCGGAUUGUUUGGUACCAGACUCUCAGAGUGAAGUUAAUGUUGUACAAAAGACUGGUAUAAAGGACGGAGCUUGUAUGGUUGUACCUGAAACUGUUUUGGAGGCAGAUAUCAUUUCCACUUCUUUACAGUCCUAUGACUCAACACUUGAACCUGAACCUUUCCAGAUCAGUCCUGCAAAUAGGAAUGAUAAAGUCAGUGUUGCAAAUACAGGCAUAAAUACAGAGGCUGUUGAAUCUGUGAAUGUUGGAAAUGAAGAUUCCGAUAUUAUCCCACCCUCUCCAACCAGCAGUCAGAAGUCUGCAUCAAAAACUCCCAAACUUACACAGUCAUUUCUCAAGAAGAAAAGUUUAAAGGAUGACAUCAAAGAUCAGUUAGACAAAGAGAAUACCAAUCUCGGCCCAUACAGCAAUGCUUGCUCUGAUGACUAUGAAGAUGAGUACUGUGACAAUCUAGUUCUUCCACCUUUGUCUCCCAGUAGUCCAGAUACUGUUUUAUCAGAUAAAACCCCGUCAGUAAGUACAAAAUCUACCACUUUGUGUUCAUCACAACCUAGAGAGGAUCUGGUAUAUAAGCCUGUUAAAAUUAAACAAGAAAAAAUAGCUAGUUCCAUAACAAAUGAAAUUGUCAUGGACAGCCAAACGUUAGAAGAUAGCCAGGAAGAAUUGCCUCAGUACAGCUGGAUGCAAAAUUCUCCCAGGAAAACUGAUCAAAUAACAGUGAAGGUGGUAACACCUAGCAAAAUGGGGGAUAACUCUACAUCAAAUAUUGUUAAAGGAAUAAGUUUAAGUCAGGGAUCCACAUCAAGCAUAAACAUUAAUAUAAAAAUUGAACACAUUGAUAAAACAAGUGAGUCAAGUGAAGGUAUCCACAAAAAGAAAUUGAUUGAUGAUGAAGAAUAUGCAAGACGUUUACAGAGAAAACUUGAUGAAGAAUAUGAACUUUCUAAAAAUAGUGCUCUUUCCAAAAUUGAGACAAGAUCUAUCAAACAAGAAGUUGUCAGCCCUAAAAAACCAUUAGAGACUACAUGUGAAUACACAGAGAAAUUUGAUGACUUAGACGCUGUAAUUGCUCAAAGUUUGCAUGAAGAAAUAAACAGUCCUGGACCGAAAGGAAAUAAACACCUGUUAUUGCAAGAUGAAGAAAUUGCUAAACAACUGAACAAGGAGUUGAAUAAUCCAAGCAGCAGUGGCAAACUGACAGCAAUCCAGAAUCAGAAAGGACUUGGAGAUGAGUUUUGUGUAGAGGAUUUUGUGGAGGAGAAUAGGGAAGAGAGGAGUCGACAGAUUCAGAUGGAUGAAGACCUAGCGCGCCAACUUCUGGAAUCCGAGGACAACUACACAUCAAAAGGAAUAAAAGUUUCAUCUGCAACAAAAAGGAAAGGUCUUCUCAUAAAUGAUAGCCCUCCAAGUGCAAAAAAUCCAAGGCAUGAGUCAUGGCGGAAAGAUUUAUUCAAAGAAGAUAAGCUUUCCAGGGAAAAAUCCUCAUCACAGCUUCAACAAAUAAGGAGAGAACAGAGUGAAAAAUUCUUGAGAGACAAAUGUGGAGCCAGUUUAAAAAGCAACACUUCUGCGUUUGGCAGAUCACCCCAGAUGUCUGAAGUAAAGACUGAAAGUAAUGAAGAUGGAAAUAAAAAGUUUUGGGCUCCAUCGUCUUCGAACUCAUCUCCUUGGCCCAGCAAAUCGUCCACCGCUGGCUCUUCCUCUAGCCAGUAUCCAUCAUCAAGCCAUUACCCAUCAACCAGCCAGUAUCCAUCAUCCAGUUCAGUGGACCAGGUGGAAGACGAGAAGCCUGUUAUGGGGACUCAGUCAGAGGCUCUGUCCAAGUCCAAGUGUGGAAACUGCGGAGAGAUUGGUCAUACCAGGAAGUGGGUCAAAUGUCCACGCUAUUAUUCACAUGAAGAAUGUCUUCGAAGACAGGAGCAGCAGACUAAAGCUAGAGAGAGAGUGGAGGCCCGAGAACGAGAACAAACACAGGCCAGGGAGGACUUGGAACAGCACCAUAGAGCUCUAAAAGACAUUGCAACCCAGAUAGAACAGGAACAGAAGGGGCUAGAGCGAACAAUAAAAAAACUGGACAAGAAGAAAAAGCAGCGCGAAAAUAAGCGGCAGUGAGCCACAGAGAGAAAAACAGACUUAGCGAGUUUACCAAUAUUAGAUCAUAUUAUUAGAUCAUUAUUAUUAGAUAAGUGUAAAAAAGAUGGAAAAAUUGUAAAUUAUGGACAAUAAGGAUAUAGAAAAAGUGAAAAUAAGAAAGAAAGAAGUGAAAUUGAAUCCACUAGAAAAUGGUUUGAAAGGAAAUACUAGAGAAAGAAACUGGACACAUUUGAUUAGAUACAGAUUUGUAAAUAAUUUGCAGUAUUUGGAAGUAUGAAUUAAGAAGAACAUAUAAAACCAGACAAUAAAAUAGACAAAAAUUAUUGACAAUUAUCCAAUAUAAGGAGAUAUAAUAUUCAAAUGAAUACCUUUUUGUUAAAGAAGCAGCAAUUGAAUGCAUAAUUAUUUUGUUAAGCAAUCUAAAGAGACACACUUAGAUGUUCUCUAACUCCACAAUCUGGUUGAUAUUUGGUUGAAUUCUAUAAGUGAUAAUGAAGUGAAUAUUAAUAAUCGUGGCAUGCAUAUUUUAAUGGUUGUUAAUUUUUUUAUGCUUCUAUCAUUAUAAAUGAUUUUAUGAUUUUGUUUUGUUUUGUAACAGAAGUUUACAUCCAGCAUCAGUAUUAAAUGUUCUCUGGCAAUUCA